Cynara cardunculus var. scolymus (artichoke) is the source of this 1527-nucleotide messenger RNA. RefSeq names its product AAA-ATPase At5g17760-like. NCBI's taxonomy places the organism in Eukaryota, Viridiplantae, Streptophyta, Magnoliopsida, Asterales, Asteraceae. The transcript has 3 exons. The coding region runs from base 1 to 1482 and encodes 493 amino acids. The record is from RefSeq and is a predicted model, not a curated record. Gene Ontology annotation, molecular function: ATP binding; ATP hydrolysis activity.
AUGGCGUCUCGAAAUUUCCCGGCGAUGCCGACACCGUCGUCGUUGCUAUCGGCGUAUGCUUCAAUGUCAACCUCAAUCAUGCUCUUCCGUACAAUGUUUGACCAGUUCUUCCCCAGACAACUGCGACGCUACGUCGUCGACGCCGUCCGAUUCUACUGGAAACCUAAAUCCUCAAAACUCACCCUCAUCUUCGAUGAGAAAGACGGAAUGACCUCAAACCACAUGUUCGAUGCCGCCGAAGCCUACCUUUGCACCAGAAUCAAUCCUGAUUCUGACCGUCUCAGGAUCACUAAAAACGUCAAAGAAAAGCACAUCAAUAUCAAGUUUGCAGAGUCUGAAGAGCUAGUAGAUUCGUUUGAAGGAAUCUCGCUUACAUGGAAGUACAUCAGUCAGCAGCCACAACAAAGGUCCGGCAGCGGCGGCGGCUAUGAUUUUGGUCAAAAUGGUGGAAAGAGUAGCUCCGGUGGAAGCUUUACACCGGAGAGAAAAUACAUCGAGCUGAAAUUUGACAAAAAACACAAAGAGAUUAUAAUAAGUGCUUACUUGCCAUCGGUACUGAAAAAAUUUCAGGAACUCGAAAACCAGAAGAAAGUCGUGAAGCUCCAUAACCUCCAAUCCUACGGCGGCGGACCAGGCGGUUUCAAGGAAUCGGUGAAUCUGGACCAUCCAUCAACGUUCGAUACAUUGGCGAUGGAUCUGAAGAUGAAGAAGGCGAUUAUCGACGACUUGAAUCUGUUUUUGACGAGGAGGGAUUUCUAUAAGAAAGUAGGGAAGGCAUGGAAGAGAGGGUAUCUAUUGUACGGUCCGCCGGGGACGGGGAAAUCGAGUUUGAUUGCAGCCAUAGCUAAUUACCUUAAGUUUGAUAUCUAUGAUUUACAGUUGAUGAAUGUUGGGAGUGAUUCGAGUUUGAAGAAACUGAUGUUAAGAACGUCAAAUCGAUCCAUACUGGUGAUUGAAGAUAUCGAUUGUAGCAUACAGCUGCCGGAUCGGAAGGGAACUGCUCCGGCCAAAAUUUCCGAUGGUAGAUCCAUUCGUGAUUCUCAGUUCUCGUUAUCGGGCCUUUUAAAUUUCAUAGACGGGCUAUGGUCGUGUUGUGGAGAUGAACGUAUCAUAAUCUUCACCACAAACCACAAAGAAAGACUCGACCCCGCAUUGCUUCGACCAGGGCGAAUGGACGUGCACAUUCACAUGUCAUAUUUGACCAUUGACGGGUUCAAGACACUAGCAGCCAACUACCUUGACAUUCACGACUACCAUCGUUCUUUUAGGGAAAUCAAUGAGUUGAUCAGUUGCACCAAAGUUACGCCCGCGGAGGUGGCUGAGGAACUCAUGAAAUCCAACAACGUCGAGCUUGUGCUCGAAGGGCUUGUGAAGUUUCUCAAACGUAAGAGGACGAGAGAUGAGGAAACUAAAGAGGGGAUCGAUAAUGGAGAUGAUGGAGUCCAUGAAGAUAAAAGAGCCAAAACUCUUUCAUUGAUUUAAUAGUCGAAUGCAAUCAACAAUAUUUCUAACAAUUUUAUUUGAUUC